Messenger RNA from Eruca vesicaria subsp. sativa (arugula), 207 nucleotides. The record is from the annotation of a GenBank genome assembly. Lineage: Eukaryota; Viridiplantae; Streptophyta; Magnoliopsida; Brassicales; Brassicaceae.
AUGUGUUUCUUUGAUAUUCGGUGCGAUCGAAAUAUGACAGUGGUGAAAAUGGAUGUAGCAUGGUGGAUGGAAGCAGCUCCUCCGCAGAUAAUUUUUCCGGAGAAGCCAUCAACUUGUCCGAUUCUCGAGACGAUUAUAGAAGAACGAGAGACCGAAGAAGACGAUCAUGAACAUGAUAAGGACGACUUGGAGAUAUAUGAUGACUAA